Fusarium graminearum PH-1 is the source of this 1200-nucleotide messenger RNA. RefSeq lists its product as uncharacterized. Gene Ontology annotation, molecular function: dipeptidase activity. The transcript has 5 exons. The record is from RefSeq and is a predicted model, not a curated record. The coding region runs from base 1 to 1200 and encodes 399 amino acids. NCBI's taxonomy places the organism in Eukaryota, Fungi, Ascomycota, Sordariomycetes, Hypocreales, Nectriaceae.
AUGUCCUUCUCCACCGAAAACCUCUAUGACAGUAUCUCACAAUCUGUCGCCCAUCAUGAGCACGACCUGGCUGAUAUUUGUAAAAAGGUAGAUCACGACAAUCAUCCACGAAAAUCCGGAAUACAAUUACAAGGAGUUCAAGGCCCACGACAACAUCUGCAAUCUCAUGGAACAACUUGGCUACAAUUUGAAUUCGGCAAAGGCGGAAAGCUCAUCGUCUUCAACGCCGAAUAUGAUGCUCUCCCUGGUCUCGGUCAUGCUUGCGGGCACAAUCUCAUUGCUACGAGCUCAAUCGCUGCUUUCCUGGCGACAGCCGAAGUACUUCGUGAUAGCAACAUCUCGGGAAGAGUACGACUCCUUGGAACCCCUGCUGAGGAAGGUGGUGGUGGAAAAGUGCAUCUUAUCAAAGCUGGUGCAUACGAAGGUGUUGAUGCUUGUCUGAUGGCUCAUCCAACGGGACGACUUUCACCACCUGGUUCAGAUAAUGUCGACGGUGUUUCUGCUGCCAAGACGAGCGCAAGGAGGCAACUCAAGGUAUCAUUCACAGGGCAAAGUGCCCAUGCUGGGAAUACGCCUUGGCAUGGCAAGAAUGCACUCGACGCUGUGGUAUCGUCCUAUGUCAACAUAUCUCUUCUAAGGCAACAGAUCCAGCCCACAGAAAGGAUACAUGGCGUCAUCCGAAGCGGCGGCUCGGAGCCAAAUAUUAUUCCUGACUCUACUGAUCUGGAGUAUUAUUUGAGAGCUGCAGAUGUUAAUCAGGUCAAGGAUAUUUCCAAAAAGGUUGAGGCUUGUUUUGAGGCGGGGGCCAUGGCGACAGGAUGCGAUGUGAAGUGCACAUGCGACAGUGAUCAAGAUUACAUGGAACUUCGACCAAAUAUGUGCAUGUCUACAGAGUUCACCAAACACAUGAAGGCUUUUGGUAGGGACUUUAUCGAUGAUGCAAACCAGCCACCAAUGGGCGCCUCAACAGAUAUGGGAAUCCAUCCCAUGUUCUCCAUCGGAACUGAGGACCCCGAGGUUCAACCUCACACGCCCAAAUUCGCUGAUGCCGCAGGAACAAAGGAAGCCUUUAUUAGAGCAUUGGAUUGUGGGAUGGGAUUGGCGGCUACAGCUUGCGAGUUACUUCUGCAGCCUGAGUUAAUGGAGAAGGCAAGGGAUGAAUUUAAGCAGGAUGUUGAACCCAUAGGAUAUAGACUUUGA